This is a messenger RNA of Aplosporella prunicola CBS 121167, 807 nucleotides long. RefSeq lists its product as uncharacterized. The record is from RefSeq and is a predicted model, not a curated record. The transcript is spliced from 2 exons. The coding region runs from base 106 to 561 and encodes 151 amino acids. NCBI's taxonomy places the organism in Eukaryota, Fungi, Ascomycota, Dothideomycetes, Botryosphaeriales, Aplosporellaceae.
UUCUCCAUUCCCGUUCACACCUCCUCCUUUCCUCACUGUGUUCCACAUCCCCAUGCCUUACCUUGCUUACCUUACCUUACCUUACCUUCUCCUACGCUUAUCAGCAUGCAUGUACGUACAUACUUAGGCCAAACCGGCACCCAGACGACACCUAGGUACACGGCACCCCACCCCGUCCGUCCGUCUGUAGAUACGUACACACGCCCACGGCGCGCUCGAAGCCGUGUCCUCAACCCUCACCUGGGUAUCCACUACUACUACUUUGUAGCAGCGGCGUUCUUCAUCUUCGUUGAUCGCUCGUGGCCAGAUGCGCUGCGCUGCGCAUCACUCGGCCCAGCGUGCGGGGGUAGGUGCGUCGAUGGAGCUGGCCGAGCUGGCCGAGGGAGGGGUUUGUGCGCGCGCGCGCGCGUGCGUGCGCUGACGAGCGUGGGUUUUAGCGGGUUGGGUUGGAGUUUCGAACAGAUGCGACACGAUGCGAUGCGCUGCGGUUUGAAAACGCAGACGAGUUUGAAGCUGCUAGCUUGCUUGCUAGCGGCGGGGAUGGUGCGCGGGGCGAUCUGAUCUGUGGGGGAGGCAAGUCGAUAGCGGGGCGGCUGACUCAGCUAUCAGCUAUCCGAUCCCUCUGUGCUACAAGUGCAAUGUGGGAAUGGUGGUGAUGUGAUGCGGGGGACCGACCGACCUCUCUCCCCGGGCUCCUCUCGUCUUCGCACCACCCAUCCCCUCGCUCGCUUCUAGCCCGCGUCCGCGAACACACUCACUCAACCACACACCCCGUCGAAGCCAGUGCUAACUCCACGCGGAACCAAG